CAAUAAUUUUUUUUCUACUCACUUGUACAAAAUUUAAAGCAGUUUGCUUUUGCACAUUAGAAGGAAUUUUUCUUUUUACAAUUUAUGAUAAUGCAUCAUUAUUCGCUGUGAGUUUGAAAGUGUGCUCAAAAGUAACUCGAUUAAAAAGAGCGAAAGCAAAAGCAGCAACAAAGAAGAUUUUUUGUUAAAUGCAAAUUAGCCUCAAGCGGUCUGCAACAGAUCACCAACUUAAUUCAUAUACAAUGAAGAAAAAUGAUUCGAAUAUAGAGAACAGAUUGUGUUAAAGGCUUUUUUGUGGACGAAACAAAAAUAUGCUAAAAACUUUUAUGUAUAUGAAAAACUAUAGACGAAUCAUGAUGGUUUUUGCAAUAUUUCUUAUGUACAUAUCAAUGUAUUUAAUUCAUAAUGCCUAUGGCUCGCUAUGCAUAAUUAAAAACAGUGAAGAUAAUAAAAGCAAUGUCGGAGACAUUGAAACAGCAUCAAGACUUUAUAAAGUCAACAAUACAAACCUGUUUGCCGAUCUUCUUAUGAACACGACGCAAAUGCAAAAUCUAAGAUUGGAACAGUCUGAAGAGUCAUCAAGAGAUUAUACAAAUACUCAUGGCACGGAAUGGAGUAGUAAUAUUGAUUUAGAUGACAUUUUUAUCAGUAUUAAAACGACUAAAAAAUAUCAUAAUACCCGACUGAAGCUAAUUAUAGAAACGUGGUUUCAACUAGCAAGAGAUCAAAUUUGGUUCUUUACUGAUGAUGAUGAUCAAGUUUAUCAAAAUUUAACCAAUAACCACAUGGUGCAAACAAAAUGUGGUCAGGGUCACUACAGGAAAAGCCUUUGUUGUAAAAUGAAUAAAGAAUUUGAUUUCUUUCUUAGCACGUCAAAAAAAUUUUGGUGUCACUUUGAUGAUGACAACUAUGUAAAUAUACCAACAUUAGUCAAAGUUUUAAAUGAUUAUCACGCCUAUCACGAAUGGUACCUUGGCAAACCCAGCAUUUCUUCGCCUAUAGAAAUGUAUAUGAAUGCGGCGAUAAUGAGCUUAGAGCGAAAUAAAAAUCAUUCCAAAGAUGAAUUAAAGAGACGAGAAAAUGAGAAAAUUAAAUUUUGGUUUGCUACUGGUGGUGCCGGAUUCUGCAUAAGUCGUGCAUUAGCAAUUAAAAUGAUGCCUUUGGCUAGCAAUGGAAAAUUUGUUGCAAUCGGUGAUAAGAUUCGAUUCCCUGACGAUGUAACGCUCGGAUUUAUUGUUGAAUAUUUGUUAAAAGUUCCUUUGACGGUUGUCAAUCCAUUUCAUUCGCAUUUAGAACGGAUGGACCACAUUGAAAUGGAAGAUUUUCGAGAUCAGAUCUCAUUCAGCUAUGCACACAUAAAAGAUGAUUGGAAUAUUGUAAAAGUCGAUAGAUUUGAUACAACAAAAGAUCCGUACCGAAUUUAUUCACUUCAUUGUUACCUUUUCCCACAAUUUGAUAUUUGCAAAAACCGUCAAUAGUCUGUCUUUCAAUCUCUUGUUGUUUUUUAUAUGAAGUUUUUUUGUGUAUGUUUUGCCAUUAAAGAUGAAUU
Messenger RNA from Chironomus riparius, 1549 nucleotides. NCBI's taxonomy places the organism in Eukaryota, Metazoa, Arthropoda, Insecta, Diptera, Chironomidae. The record is from the annotation of a GenBank genome assembly.